Molecule: messenger RNA, 1548 nt
Organism: Macadamia integrifolia
Lineage: Eukaryota; Viridiplantae; Streptophyta; Magnoliopsida; Proteales; Proteaceae
Product: nicotinamide/nicotinic acid mononucleotide adenylyltransferase
Exons: 10
Coding region: 549-1298 (249 amino acids)
Biological process (GO): NAD+ biosynthetic process
Molecular function (GO): nicotinamide-nucleotide adenylyltransferase activity; nicotinate-nucleotide adenylyltransferase activity
Source: RefSeq, a predicted model, not a curated record
AGAGGGUGAUAUUGUCUCAAUUCAUUCCAUUUCCUUUUGAGAUUACCAAGAUUGAGAAGAAAUCUGUUCCAUAUUAGAAAUUUCUUGUUGCAAUUCGAAAACACGAGAGGCAUUCUCGGCUUGCCCAUACAUGUCUUUCAGAGAAUCCUAUAAUUCUUUGGAUGUUUCAGAGUAUGCAAAUAUUUCAAAUAAAAUUUGUUUCACAUAAAAUUUCUCAAUACAUGCACCUACAGAAUUAGCGAACCAAACACUCUUUAAUCAUGGGUCGAAUCUGUCUUGCUUGUGCCAAAACCCACCCAAUUACCCAAUAAACCCAUACCCGUACCCAUACCCAUACCAUGCGACCACUGAAUAAGCUGUAGGUAUUCGAAUUCGAUUCCCCUGGUCUAAUUUGGGCUUUGAUCAGUGAGUCCGUUCUGCAAGAUUGAAAGCUCCAGGCAAUCUGUUCUGCAAGUUUGAAAGCUCGAGGCAAACAUCAUGCUACAAGAUCUAGAACGUGGAGCUACUAAGUUAAUUUCAUUCUCUGGACCCCUUUCUUACCAGAAGAAAUGGAUAUUCCCCUACCUUUGGACAAAUUAUCUUUGGGAACUAGAGAUCAAGAUAGCCCAUCAGAUGGUGUAACCAAGAACCUUAUUUAUGUUGUUCUCUUAGCAACUGGAAGUUUCAAUCCUCCUACUUAUAUGCACUUACGCAUGUUUGAAUUGGCAAAGGAUGCAUUGAAUUCAGAAGGUUAUUGCGUGAUUGGAGGUUAUAUGUCACCUGUGAAUGAUGCAUACAAGAAGAGGGGCCUUAUAUCUGCUGAACAUCGGAUUCAGAUGUGUGACCUAGCUUGCAAAAGUUCUUCAUUCAUAAUGGUGGAUUCAUGGGAGGCAAAGCAAAGUAGCUUCCAACGAUCUUUGACUGUUUUGGCUCGGAUACGGAGCUGCUUGUCUGAGAAUGGAUUGAUUUCCGGAAAAUCCCUCAGGAUCAUGCUUGUAUGUGGUUCGGAUCUACUUGAAUCUUUUAGCAUCCCUGGAGCUUGGAUCCGCGAACAGGUCAGAUCCAUCUGCAGAGACUAUGGAAUUGUCUGCAUAAGGAGAGAAGGAAAAGAUAUUGAGAAGAUUGUCUCUUCGGAUGACAUUCUAACUGAAUAUAAGGACAACAUCAAAAUUGUGGAUGAGCUGAUACCAAACCAAAUCAGUUCAACUAGAGUAAGGGAAUGCAUAUCAAGAGGGUUGUCCGUGAAAUAUCUGACGGCUGAUGAAGUGAUUGACUAUAUCAAGCAGGAGCAUCUAUACUUGAACUCAAACAAUGCAUAAUCCUCAAUGGAAUAAAUAUUUCGGCCAUCUUCUAAGGAUGGGUGAUUCUGGUGAUUUGAAGAAUUGUGGUAGUUUGAAUUGGGGCAAUUGUGAUUCAAUUCCAUCACCAUCAUCCACAUUUAUUAUAUUGAAGAUUAGCAUUUAAAGCUUUAUCAAAUAAAUUAAAAAAAAAUUUUAAUUAAUUAAUUAAGUUGGAAGCUGGAAGUGAAAUUGAAGUGGAUAAGAAAUGCAAAUUGGUGAUUUUGAAGAA